Messenger RNA from Rotaria sp. Silwood2, 2886 nucleotides. Lineage: Eukaryota; Metazoa; Rotifera; Eurotatoria; Philodinida; Philodinidae. The record is from the annotation of a GenBank genome assembly.
AUGAAUAUGGAAAUUGAAAAGCUUGAUAUUGAUUCAAUAUUUGUAAAAUAUACAAUAAAUGAAAUACGUGAUAUAGAAGAAAAAAUCAAACUAGAUAUGGAAAGAAAAAAAGAAGAAUUACGAUCAAUGGUCGGAGAACGAUAUCGUGAUUUAAUUGAAGCAGCUGAUGCAAUUUUUGAAAUGAAAACAUGUGCUAAAGGCGUCGAACAAUUUGUACAUUUACUCAAUGAUAAAUGUGGUAAAAUUGAUCGUACAUUAUUAACACAAUCUACAUCAUCAAAUACUAUAUCGGAUAAACAAUUAUCGAAAUUAACACUUGUGCUUUCCGUUAAAAUUUUAACAGAAACACGUCGACGUUGUUGGAUGUAUUUAGAAGAGAAUAAUUUUGCUGCAGCAGCUCGACAAUAUUUAUUGGCUCAACAUAUGGCUAGUAGUUUAUCAUCAAGUACAACUGAUGAACCAUUAGAUAGUGAUUCACAAAAGGCUAUUGUAGCUGCUACGAGAUUAUGGAAUCAAACUCGACAUAUGAAAGCAACAAUUUUAGAUAAAUGUCGAUUAUAUUUAAAGAGUAUUGAUACUAAUGUUCAAGUUCUUGCCAAUGCUCUCUCGACUCUUAUUUCAUUUGGUAAUAAAUCCGUUGAACAAGCAUUAAAUGAAUUUCUAACUGCGAAAUUGGAUAUUAUUAAAGAAUCAUAUGAAAAUGCUGAUCUUAAACAAAGCUCGAAAAAUACAGUUCGACAAUUACUUGUUCUCUUUAUCAAUACAAUUUUUGAAUUGGAUAUGCUCUUCAGUAAAAAUGAUAAAAAUACUGAUAAAUGUGAUCAAUUAAAGAAAUAUAUUUUAACAUUUAAUAAUACAUCAAAUGAUGAUGAUAAUUCGCAGGUUAAUAAUAUAUUAUCAUAUGGACAACAACAUUUACUAAAUAUUCAAGAAACAUUUUUUAAAAAUUGUGAACCCAUAGAUCUUAUUGAAUAUGAAUCUCGACAACAACAACUUGUUCAGAAUGCUGUUGAAAAAUGGUUACAAACAGCAUUACAAGUUGUUAAAUCUGGUAUGAGUGAAUUAUUAAAUCAUGUCACAUCACUCAAACUAUUACUUCGUCUUAAAUCAAGUCUUGUGUCAUUAAUGACUGAGGAACGUAUGGAACAAUGGGCAACCGUUUGUAAUCGUCUGUUAAAUGGAAAAGAUAAGGAUAUUCGAUUAUGGGAUGAUUUAAUUAAAAUUGAACUACGCACACGUGCUAAACAAGUACUUCAUGUUCGUUUUGAUCAAUUUAAUCAAACAGCAAUACAAAAAAUUGAACAAUGUCUGAAAGCAUUUCAAAAUUCUACAAAUAAGAAUGACAAAUCAUUCUUGGAAUUCAGUGCAUUGAAUUAUAUAUGGAGUCAUUUGGAUAAUAAUAUUCCAAGUGAUUAUGUUUGGACACCAUCAACUCAUCGAAUUCCUGUUGGUGAUGCAAAAUUUUCAUUAAAAGCUGUUGCAAUUUCAAUGGAUGUUCAAAAUUUAUGUCGAGAAUUAGAUGAUGAAUUACGACAAAUUCUUGAUGAUGUUAAUGAAUUUUCUGUAGCUGAUGUUACUCCAGUAUCAUCGUUAUCCGAUACACUUUUAUCAACAACAAAUACUAAUAAUAAUUCUUCGAUUUAUUCUGAUAGUGGUUUUGUUGAAGAACAUCUUGAAGAAUGUGUUAUUCAAUUUUGUACAACAUUACUUGCACGUCUAAGACAAAUAGCACAUGAUAAUGAAAAAAUUGGCAAUGAAGAACAAACUUUAGCUAGUUUGGUUUGGCUUGGUUCAUGUGCACGAGCUAUACCAAUUGUUUGUAAGAAUCUCAAAAAUUCACUUGAACUUGUUAUAAAUGUUACGGAUAUGGGAAAUAGUCCUGUACAUGAUCGAAAAGGUCGAGGAACAUCUCAAUCAAAACGAACAUUGGACAAAACAGAAAAAACUUCAUGGUUAAAAACUCGUGAUAUGUUUAUGACAACACAUAUUGAUUUAUUUAAACAAUGGAUUAUUCAUAUAUGUGCUAAAAUUGAUAUGCUUCUACGAAAUAAAUUAUCAACAUUUCUUGAUGAUAUACCUAUACUUAUUUGGGAUGAAAUUGAAAUUGAAGAAAGUCUUGAUACUGAUAAAACAUAUAAAAGUGUUAUACGUGUUCCUAUGUAUUGUACACCAUUUAUUGAAGAACUUCUAUUUUAUUCUUGUCAAGAAAUUAAUCAAGCAUUAGCACAUGGUCUUGAUAAAGAAUUAUCAAGUGAAAUGGCUUAUCGUAUUUUACAAACUUUUUUAAAUGUUUAUGAAUCAUGGUGGUUAACUGAAGGACAAAAACGAAUAAGUAAAAAACGUAUACAAACAAGAAUUAUUCAAAUCGUAUAUGAUCUUCGAUUUGUUCAUAUGUUACUUGAACGUAAAGAUAAUAGUAGUAAUACAAAAGAUUUAAAUGAAAGUUUUUUUAAAUUAAUUGAAAAUAUUGAAAGUGAAAUUGAUCCAUUUGAUUUAAAUGUUCUUUCACCAUAUAUGCAAAGUCAUCUACAAAAAAUAGUUCCUCGUUCUUCACUUUUGUUUGGACAUUUAAUAACAAAUGAUCGUAUUAUACCAUCAAAACCACUUACGAUGAAUAGUCAAGAUACAAAUAAUAUUCUCUCACUUUCUUCAUGUUCACAACGUUUUUCAUUACUUCCAAUAGCUACGAAUCUUUCGUCGACAUCGUCCGGUCAAAAAAGAUCAUCAAAAGGAAAUAUGCUUAAAUCAAAUAUAAUUCAUGAACAAGAACAUAAUAAUAAUAAUAUAGGAAAUGAUUCUAGUUUAGCAUCAUUUCGUCCAUUAACAACAAAUGUUGCUGAAGUUGCAACCUAUUAUUCAAAAUGGUUUCAAAAUAUUGUCAAAUAA